This is a messenger RNA of Elephantulus edwardii (Cape elephant shrew), 886 nucleotides long. It is a transcript of the gene ATP5F1C, whose product is annotated as ATP synthase, H+ transporting, mitochondrial F1 complex, gamma polypeptide 1. Gene Ontology annotation, biological process: proton motive force-driven ATP synthesis. Lineage: Eukaryota; Metazoa; Chordata; Mammalia; Macroscelidea; Macroscelididae. The record is from RefSeq and is a predicted model, not a curated record. Bases 11 to 832 code for a protein of 273 amino acids. The transcript has 8 exons. Gene Ontology annotation, molecular function: proton-transporting ATP synthase activity, rotational mechanism.
AGUUCGAAAUAUGGCAACUUUGAAAGAUAUUACCAGGCGACUGAAGUCAAUCAAAAACAUUCAGAAAAUUACCAAGUCUAUGAAAAUGGUAGCAGCAGCAAAAUAUGCCCGAGCAGAGAGGGAGCUGAAACCAGCUCGAGUAUAUGGAGUCGGAUCUCUCGCGCUCUAUGAGAAAGCUGAUAUUAAGGUUCCUGAAAACAAGAAGAGACACCUCAUUAUUGGUGUAUCCUCAGAUCGAGGGCUCUGUGGUGCUAUUCAUUCCUCGAUUGCAAAACAGAUAAAAAGUGAGGUGGCCGAGCUUACAGCAGCUGGAAAAGAAGUUAUGAUUGUUGGGAUUGGAGAUAAAAUCAGGGGCAUCUUGCAUAGGACUCAUUCGGACCAAUUUCUGGUAACAUUUAAAGAAGUGGGAAGGAAGCCUCCUACUUUUGGAGAUGCAUCAGUUAUUGCUCUUGAAUUGCUGAAUUCUGGCUAUGAAUUUGAUGAAGGAUCUAUCAUCUUUAAUCGAUUCAGGUCUGUCAUCUCCUAUAAGACUGAUGAAAAGCCCAUAUUUUCCCUUAAUACAAUUGCAAGUGCUGAAAGCAUGAGUAUCUAUGAUGAUAUUGAUGCUGAUGUGCUACAAAAUUACCAAGAAUACACUCUGGCAAACAUCAUCUACUACUCUCUGAAGGAGUCCACCACUAGUGAACAAAGUGCCAGGAUGACAGCUAUGGACAAUGCCAGCAAGAAUGCCUCUGAGAUGAUCGACAAACUAACUUUGACAUUCAACCGUACCCGCCAAGCUGUCAUCACAAAGGAGUUGAUUGAAAUCAUCUCUGGUGCUGCAGCUCUGUAAAGAAGAAAAGUUAAGCCAGCUCAUUUCAUUAUGCUUAAUGCUCUCCUUGUCAGA